CUUCCUGUAUGGAGGCAUGGCCAGUUUCCAGCCCCGCGCUCCCCGUUCCUCCCCAGCCUGCGUCGGAGCCACAACUUUCAGGAGCAUGGACUGAAGGCGCCCUCGCCCCAGCGCCCCUCUGAGAUCCUUUGUGUUUUUCUCCAUUUCCUUCGGCCGUUUCUAUUUUGGGGGGCUCUCCGCUCCCCCCGCCUCUCCCCUCCCCUUCCCCGCUUGCAAACAUGCCUCCUUCCUUCCCGGGGCCCUGGAAGGAGCUGCCUGCCUGAAGCCCGGAGGCGCCGCGCCGCGCUCAGCCCUGCCUCCGCCCGCCGGCUCUCGGGCUGCGCUGCGCUGCCGACUCAAGUUGGGGAUCCUCGGCUGCUCGCCGCCGCCGCCCGUGAUCCCUGCCUGCCCCGGGCCCGGGUCAUCGCCGCCGUCCGCGGACUCCUCGCCCUGCUUGCUCCGCUCGCUCCUUUUUGAACAGAAAGCAGCUUUUCUCCGCCGAGAGGAUCGUCCCCGGCGCGGCUCCGCGUUCCCGGUCACUUUUUGAGAUUUUCCGGGGGGCGCUCGGCGGCUAACCGGAUUCCAAGGGGACUCGGGCCGCCGAGCGCGGGGGGCCCGGGGAGCAGGCGAGCCGGGGAAGCGCCCCGGUUUAGCGGAGGCUCGCACGGAGGCAAGAACUUAUUCAACAAGUUUACCCCCCCUGCUUUCCUCUUUUCGAUGUGCGUUUUCGGACAUGCGGAGGUUACUGGAACCGUGUUGGUGGAUUUUGUUCCUGAAAAUCACCAGUUCUGUGCUCCAUUAUGUCGUGUGCUUCCCCGCACUGACCGAAGGCUACGUCGGGGCACUCCACGAGAACAGACACGGCAGCUCUGUGCAGAUCCGGAGGCGCAAGGCUUCAGGGGACCCGUACUGGGCCUACUCCGGUGCCUAUGGUCCUGAACACUGGGUCACGUCUAGUGUCAGCUGUGGGGGCCGUCACCAGUCUCCUAUAGACAUUUUGGACCAGCAUGCCCGUGUCGGGGAAGAAUACCAAGAACUGCAACUUGAUGGCUUCGACAACGAGUCUUCUAACAAAACCUGGAUGAAAAACACAGGGAAAACAGUUGCCAUCCUUCUGAAAGACGACUAUUUUGUCAGUGGCGCUGGCCUGCCUGGCAGAUUCAAAGCUGAGAAGGUGGAAUUUCACUGGGGCCACAGCAAUGGCUCAGCAGGCUCUGAACACAGCAUCAACGGCAGAAGGUUUCCUGUUGAGAUGCAGAUUUUCUUUUACAAUCCAGAUGACUUUGACAGCUUUCAAACUGCAAUUUCUGAGAACAGAAUAAUCGGAGCCAUGGCCAUAUUUUUUCAAGUCAGUCCAAGGGACAAUUCUGCACUGGAUCCUAUUAUCCAUGGGUUGAAGGGCGUCGUACAUCAUGAGAAGGAGACCUUUCUGGAUCCUUUCGUCCUCCGGGACCUCCUGCCUGCAUCCCUGGGCAGCUAUUAUCGGUACACAGGUUCUUUGACCACCCCACCGUGUAGCGAAAUUGUGGAGUGGAUAGUCUUCCGGAGACCCGUCCCCAUCUCUUACCAUCAGCUCGAGGCUUUUUAUUCCAUCUUCACCACGGAGCAGCAAGACCACGUGAAGUCGGUGGAAUAUCUGAGAAAUAACUUUCGACCGCAGCAGGAUCUGAACGACAGGGUGGUGUCCAAAUCCGCCGUCCGUGACGCCUGGAACCAUGACAUGACAGACUUCUUAGAGAACCCACUAGGGACAGAAGCCUCUAAAGUUUGCAGCUCCCCGCCCAUCCACAUGAAGGUGCAGCCCCUGAACCAGACGGCGCUGCAGGUGUCCUGGAGCCAGCCGGAGACCAUCUACCACCCGCCCAUCAUGAACUACAUGGUCUCCUACAGCUGGACCAAGAACGAGGAUGAGAAGGAGAAGACGUUCACAAAGGACAGUGACAAGGAGUUGAAAGCCACCAUUAGCCACGUCUCACCCGAUAGCCUUUACCUGUUCCGAGUCCAGGCCGUGUGUCGCAACGACAUGCGCAGCGACUUCAGCCAGACGAUGCUGUUUCAAGCUAAUACCACUCGAAUAUUUCAAGGGACCAGAAUUGUGAAAACGGGAGUGCCCACAGUGUCGCCGGCCUCCUCGGCCGACAUGGCCCCCAUCAGUUCGGGCUCUUCCACCUGGACGUCCUCCGGCAUCCCCUUCUCCUUUGUUUCCAUGGCGACUGGGAUGGGCCCCUCCUCCAGCGGCAGCCAGGCGACGGUGGCCUCGGUGGUCACCAGCACGCUCCUCGCCGGCCUGGGGUUUGGUGGCGGCGGCAUCUCGUCCUUCCCCAGCACCGUGUGGCCCACGCGCCUGCCCACGGCGGCGGCGGCCAGCAAGCAGGCGGCCAGGCCGGUCCUGGCGACCGCGGAAGCCGCGGCCUCCCCGGGCCCGGACGGCGACGCGGCGCCCACCGAGGACGGCGAGGGCGCGGAGGAAGGGGGCGGGAAGGACGAGAAGAGCGAGAGUGAGGACGGCGAGCGCGAGCACGAGGAGGACGGCGAGAAGGACUCCGAGAAGAAGGAGAAGGGCGGGGUGACCCACGCAGCCGGGGAGCGGAGCCGCACGGAGCCCGGCGCCACAGCCGCCUCCCCCCGCAGGACUGCGCAGCACGGGGCGCCGCAGACUACGCCCGGCCGCGAGCCGGCCCGCACCGCUGGCCCCACGGACCGGCCGGGCCAGAGGAGGGAUGCCGACCCCGGCCUGGACCCCGAUUCGGUCACCUCCACCCAAGUGCCCCCCACAGUCACAGAGGAACAGUACGCAGGGAGCGAUCCCGAGAGGCCCGAAACGCCAUCCAAAAAGCCUGCGUCCCGAGGGGACCGAUUUUCCGAGGAUAGCAAAUUUAUCACUGUCAAUCCAGAAAAGAACACCUCUGGAAUGAUAAGCCGCCCCGCCCCAGGGAGGAUGGAGUGGAUCAUCCCUCUGAUUGUGGUAUCAGCCUUGACCUUCGUGUGCCUCAUCCUUCUCAUCGCUGUGCUCGUCUACUGGAGAAAAUGCUUUCAGACUGCUCAUUUCUACGUGGAAGAUAGCAAUUCGCCUCGUGUGGUCCCCAAUGAAAGUAUUCCCAUUAUUCCUAUUCCUGAUGACAUGGAAGCCAUUCCUGUCAAACAGUUUGUUAAACACAUCGGUGAGCUCUAUUCUAAUAACCAGCAUGGGUUCUCUGAGGAUUUUGAGGAAGUCCAGCGCUGUACCGCUGAUAUGAACAUCACUGCAGAACAUUCUAAUCAUCCAGAAAACAAGCACAAAAACAGAUACAUCAACAUUUUAGCAUAUGAUCACAGUAGGGUGAAGUUAAGACCUUUACCAGGAAAAGACUCUAAGCACAGCGACUACAUUAAUGCAAACUAUGUUGAUGGUUACAACAAAGCAAAAGCCUACAUUGCCACCCAGGGACCUUUGAAGUCUACAUUUGAAGAUUUCUGGCGGAUGAUUUGGGAACAAAACACUGGAAUCAUUAUCAUGAUUACAAACCUUGUGGAAAAAGGAAGACGAAAAUGUGAUCAGUAUUGGCCAACAGAGAAUAGUGAGGAGUAUGGAAACAUUAUUGUCACGCUGAAGAGCACAAAAGUACACGCCUGCUACACUGUUCGUCGUUUUUCAGUCAGAAAUACAAAAGUGAAAAAGGGUCAGAAGGGAAACCCCAAGGGGCGCCAGAAUGAAAGGGUGGUGAUCCAGUACCACUACACGCAGUGGCCGGACAUGGGAGUUCCUGAGUAUGCCCUGCCAGUCCUGACUUUCGUGAGGAGAUCCUCGGCCGCGCGGACGCCAGAAAUGGGGCCUGUGCUGGUGCACUGCAGCGCUGGUGUGGGCAGGACAGGCACCUACAUUGUAAUAGACAGCAUGCUGCAACAGAUAAAAGACAAAAGCACAGUUAACGUCCUGGGAUUCCUGAAGCAUAUCAGGACACAGCGCAACUACCUCGUCCAGACUGAGGAGCAGUACAUUUUCAUCCAUGAUGCCUUGUUGGAAGCCAUUCUUGGAAAGGAGACUGAAGUAUCUUCAAAUCAGCUGCAUAGCUACGUUAACAGUAUCCUCAUACCAGGAGUAGGAGGAAAGACAAGACUGGAAAAACAAUUCAAGCUGGUCACACAAUGUAAUGCAAAAUAUGUGGAAUGCUUUAGUGCUCAGAAAGAGUGUAACAAAGAGAAGAACAGAAACUCUUCAGUGGUGCCAUCUGAGCGUGCUCGAGUGGGUCUUGCACCAUUGCCUGGAAUGAAAGGAACAGAUUACAUUAAUGCUUCUUAUAUCAUGGGCUAUUAUAGGAGCAAUGAAUUUAUUAUAACCCAGCAUCCUCUGCCACAUACUACGAAAGAUUUCUGGCGAAUGAUAUGGGAUCAUAACGCACAGAUCAUUGUCAUGCUGCCAGACAACCAGAGCUUGGCAGAAGAUGAGUUUGUGUACUGGCCAAGUCGAGAAGAAUCCAUGAACUGUGAGGCCUUUACUGUCACCCUUAUCAGCAAAGACAGACUGUGCCUCUCUAAUGAAGAACAAAUUAUCAUCCAUGACUUUAUCCUUGAAGCUACACAGGAUGACUAUGUCCUAGAAGUCCGACAUUUUCAGUGUCCCAAAUGGCCUAACCCCGAUGCCCCCAUAAGCAGUACCUUUGAACUUAUCAACGUCAUCAAGGAAGAGGCCUUAACAAGGGAUGGCCCCACCAUUGUUCAUGAUGAGUAUGGAGCAGUUUCAGCAGGAAUGUUAUGUGCCCUUACUACCCUUUCCCAGCAACUGGAGAAUGAAAAUGCUGUGGAUGUUUUCCAGGUUGCAAAAAUGAUCAAUCUUAUGAGGCCUGGAGUAUUCACAGACAUUGAACAAUACCAAUUUGUCUAUAAGGCAAUGCUCAGCUUGGUCAGCACUAAAGAAAAUGGAAAUGGUCCCAUGACAGUGGACAAAAAUGGUGCUGUUCUAAUUGCAGAUGAGUCAGACCCUGCCGAGAGCAUGGAGUCUCUAGUGUGACUGGAAUCCUGAAAGGGCACUUAAUUUGUAAACUUCUGAAGACUGAGAACUUUUUUGAGGCCUUUUUUUGCCAGACUCUAGGUUAUACAAUAACCCAGUUACUUUUUUACACUGAUAAAAGUUUUGAUAUUUAUUUUUUGCCAUUUUAUGUCUUAAUGGUAUCCUACUGAGCAUUUGCACCUCUGUUCCUCUCACACCGUGAAACGCAGUUUUACCUAGUUUGCACUAUAUGAUCAGUGUUACUGCCUAUAACCUAAUACUAAAGCAAGCCCUGAUGUGACAUUCCAUGAUAACAUACAUGCUACUUUUCAGUUCAGUACAGUGAAGGUCUUUGUUAUGACAGUGAAUCUUGAUUUUACUAUGAUUAUUAUUAUUAUUAUUGCUAAAGCAGUUGCUAUUUGCAUUCUAGUAGCAGGCAAUGCUGUACUUUUCCUCAGUCCUCCUCUCCCGUUUUUUUUAGGCACUGUUCAAUACUGUAUGCCUUCUGUAUUUUAAUGGAGUCGAUGAGCAUUGUUUUCUUUUACAGACUAGCAGGCUAUUGGGAACUACUAAGGCCUAUUAACACCAUGGCCUAGAAACAGUUCCAUUUAUGAUGGUUAAGAGAUCCAUUAAGAAGUUAGAAGGCUUAAGAGUUGCUUCAUGUGAACAUCUCCUAUUAGUUACAAAAUGAUAUUCACAGCUUAAAAAAUUGUGUCAAAAUAAAUAACUCUGUAUUAUAGCUUUCACAGUAGCUAUGUGGACAGUGUGUGUUAUUUACAUUUUGACUCUCUGAAAUAGCUAUACUCUAAAAACCAGAGCUUUUACAACAGAGAGAUGGCAAUAUUUUACACAACUCAGUUAUGAGACCCUUUAUUCUCCAUUAAUGCUUCUGGGUUUAUAAUACCAUACCUCACGGGAGGUAGAAUGAAAAUUUUUACAGGUGUGUAAUUUUGAAACUAGUCCUCUAAAAAUUCCCUACGACUUAUAUAGCAAUCUAAUAAAAACUACCUAUAUAAUCUUUCCUUUCCUUUUUUGCCAAAUGUUUCAUAAUAAAUCCCUUAAUAAUAUAUAUUCUUCUACUUAAGAUUAAAUUGGAAAUGCUAUAUUAGCAACAGUCUUGGGACUAUCUAAAAUCCCACACAUGGAUAAAUCUGAUUUGGAGAAUAUUAAAAUCUUGAAUAAAAGGUGAUACCUACAUUUUCAAGUAGUUUAGAGGGAGAUGGCUUUGUAUGCUUUUGUGUGGUUUAGUGUCAACGACAGAUACACUUCAGUAAAAGAUGCCAGUAAUCAUAUAGAGAGCCCAAGAAAGUGAUUUCGUCCACCCUCUGAAAACAUAUUCACCCUGUAGUACAUAAUGGGAACAUCAGGAGCAUUAAUAAGAAAUUUCUGUAGAGUUUGUUAUAAAAAAAAAAAAAAGCUACUUACUGAAAUCUGUUUCUUCAACUGCAUGUUUGCUUUUGAGGGACAGCUUCUGUCGGAAGUAAAAUCAUCACCAGAGCUGGGCCUGUUAAGAAGAACAGGGUUUUAUUUUUUGUGUCAAUAAAUUUCAACAGAAAAGCCACACUACUGGCUGCUAUCAUACUAUCUGAGUAAGCAUUAAACAUUAAUUAUUAUCAACACUGAAGUUCUAUUUAUCUUGAAUUGGCUUUCUAUGAAGUUUGUCAGAAUGGUGCUGGAGGACCAAAGUUGCUAAGGAGAGAGAGUCUACAGGCCAACUUCAACAGUUUCAAAGCAAAGGCCAUAUCAGUAAAUUUCUCAUGAACUACAUAACUUACCAGGGUUAAUCUCAUCUUUUUAUCACGUAGAUUCAACCCAGAAUAGUCUGCUUUUCAAGAACCGUGUAGGCCAUUCUUGAGAAAAGGUGUUCAACUGAGCAAAGUUUGCUAAGUUGUAUGUGCUAGAUGACACACACCUUUACAGCCCCUCUGCUCCAAGGUGGUACAAGAAGCUCUACCGAACAUAAGAAAAGCUUGAACAUAGGAGCACCACAACUGCCAGGUGCUGAAGGAAAUCAGGGAAGGAAAGAGCUAGAUUUUUUUUUUUUUAGUCAAUUAAGUGGUUUAUUUUAGUUGUAUGAAGUAUUGAUGCAAGCUGACUCUUUUUAGUAGAUGGCAAUGUGGGCUGGAGGUACAAAAGUAGUGUUCAAUGUAGGGUUCAUGGUCCCUCUCUCAAAAAUUUUUGCUUAAUAAAAGUAACAUUGGUUAGAAGAUGAAUAACAAGUAUUCCCUUCUGUGCUAUCUACAGAGGGCUCAAUUCAUGGAGAUGCGUACCCUCCAGUGCAAUUCUGUGACUAUCUCUUACAUGGGUAUCACAAUCAUUAUAAAAGAAUGAGACAGCUAGUAAAUAGGAUACAAAUAUAAUAAGGAUGGUUUGGAAGUUCUCUGAGAGCAAUCUGUGUCUUUGCUGGGCUUGAACCAAAGUCUACAGAACUAUGAGCAACUAACUGCUAUUUGCCCAUUUUGCCAAAGUGGUCCAAACAUACUUCACUGAGGAUAAUUAUAUUCAGCAGUUCUGCACUUUCACCACAGAGUGUAUCCUCACUAUUAUUAAUCUGUUAUUGGGAAAAAUGUGCUUGUAUCGUUCCAGAAGCAGAGAGUUUCAAAGAUGGGGUUUUCUUUGAGACGUAAGCGCACUGCUUAAGUACAUGACAAGGUUAUCACCACUUGUACUCAAGGGGAGAGGCAAUAGCUAUUGUAAAUUCAUGUGUGCUAUUUUAUAAAAUAAGCUGUUUCUGUAUAGGAGUUUAACUCUAGGUAAAUAUAAUGUACACAUCAUACAAAACUGAAUUGCAAUGAUCUGUCCAAGUGGCCAUGCUGGACAUCAGAGAAAAGACCCCUUAUUGCCAUCAGAACUCUUUCUUGCAUCCAAUAGCCACAGUACCAUCUUUAAUUAAACAGAAAAAAGAAAAAGCUAACUUCUGAAUUUCAAGAAGAAUAAGAUUAGUUCAUUGGUUUUCCUAAUUUUUAUGCCUUGGAGCUCUUAGUGUCCAUUUCAAAUAGAAGAGUCCAGUGAGGUCAAAGAAGGGUUAUGGUAUUCAAGGUCUGGAUGUUGGGAGUUUUUAGCCCAGACUGACAUAUUGAAAUCAAAUAACCUUUCUUUAUAAUGACACAGCACAACUGCCUUGUUACGAAUUUUUUCUUAAAUGCAUAUAUACUGUAUUUAAAAUUAAAAUAUAGAUACCAAUUUACCAAAGAUACAUACUACUAAUUCUAAGCAAAAAAUAAACCCAAACUCAUCAUAAUUUAAGAAAAAAAUAAUCAAAGUGUAGUUUGUCUUAAGAAUUUAACAGUUAUACUGGAAAAUGCAUUUUCAACUCCUAUGUUCUAAAGUUUAUGUCCAAAUGGUGCCAGUGAAUUUCUGUAUGAAGGGAAAUGCCUGCUUUUUUUUUUUUUAACAGCUGUAAUUUCACUUAAACCCUGCACUUUCCCUUACUUGCCAUUUAACAUAUGAUAUUGGCUUUACUCAUCUCUAGAAAGAAGGCAUGCUACAAAUAGGAAGGAAUUGUAAUAAUGAUAUUUGGCCUCUACUUUGUCUUAGCUGUUAAACUGUUUUUAGUAUUUUUGUUAAAUAUUUGCAAAGGGAAGCAUUUUCUACAGAGGAUAAUUAAUUUCAAGAAAAAAAUCUUGAGUUUUAAGAAAUAAACAUCUCCAGAAAAGGAGACAGUCAAUUUUAUAAAAUGUCGCAACUCUCCAACAUUUGGGGUAGUGACUCCUUUUUUGUUAGAACAUUUGAAACUAGCGAGCAGCCAUUGUUUCUAAAGAAUUCAGCCUUCAUGUUGAUUCCUGUUUCUUUCAAUUCGUUUUGAAAUAGCUAAAAUCAUUAAAACUGUAAAUAUUUUGUUGCUUGGGUAAGCAUCUUCUGGGAACUUUGUAUCUAUGGUAUAUAAUCAUAGAAUUUUAUAUUUUCAUAUAAAGCUAAUUUUUUUCUAGUUUCAACUCUGUCAUAGUUUUUUUUUUUUUCCUUUCUGUGGUGGAUACGUGAAUUCAACUUUCUGUGUAUUGAAGUAGCAAGAACCAUCUUUGCAUUCCAAAAGAAUCCAACAUGUGUUAUUUCUUUGAGGCAGUGAUUGUGAAAGUUGGGUUUUAUUUUAAUUCCAUUGACCAUUUGUGCAAUAGGAAUUAGACAUAAUUAGUCACUGAAUACAUUUGUCGCAUUGACCCAUUUGGAAAAAGUGGUUUGUUUGUUUUUUUUUUAAUUUGUUCGGGGGGAGGGGUUUUGUAACCUGAAAUUUUUCCCUUUUUUCUUCUGUUUAAAACUAUAUCAAAUCAUUCUAUUAUAGUGUUAUUUAAUAUGUAAAUUGUAUUGCUAUACAUAAAAUAAAGUAUGGUUUUUGAUGUA
Messenger RNA from Lemur catta (Ring-tailed lemur), 9283 nucleotides. It is a transcript of the gene PTPRG, whose product is annotated as protein tyrosine phosphatase receptor type G. The record is from RefSeq and is a predicted model, not a curated record. NCBI's taxonomy places the organism in Eukaryota, Metazoa, Chordata, Mammalia, Primates, Lemuridae. Gene Ontology annotation, molecular function: protein binding; protein tyrosine phosphatase activity. Gene Ontology annotation, biological process: protein dephosphorylation. Bases 713 to 4966 code for a protein of 1417 amino acids. The transcript is spliced from 29 exons.